Carlito syrichta (Philippine tarsier) is the source of this 1078-nucleotide messenger RNA. RefSeq names its product breast carcinoma-amplified sequence 3-like. Lineage: Eukaryota; Metazoa; Chordata; Mammalia; Primates; Tarsiidae. The record is from RefSeq and is a predicted model, not a curated record. Bases 77 to 388 code for a protein of 103 amino acids. The transcript has 3 exons.
CACAGGUACCUUUGACCGGAGCGUGACCCUGCUGGAGGUGUGUGGGAGCUGGCCUGAGGGCUUUGGGCUGCGGCAUAUGUCCUCCAUGGAGCACACAGAGGAGGGCCUCCGGGAGCGGCUGGCCGACGCCAUGGCUGAGUCACCCAGCCGGGAUGUCGUGGGAUCCGGAACAGACACAGCCCUUGAUGUAGCAGUAAAAAACUUCACCCCUGAGAGACACAUGGCUGUGAAGUGCUUUGAACUUCAGCGAGAGGGAAGCAUCGAGACUCUGAGUAACAGCUCAGGCUCCACAAGUGGCAGCAUCCCAAGAAACUUCGAUGGCUACCGGUCUCCACUCCCCACCAAUGAGAGUCAGCCCCUCAGCCUCUUCCCUACUGGCUUCCCGUAGGUACCAGCAACCUGCUUCUGACUGGCCGGCCCACUCCCCUGAUGGAGGAGGGGAGAAGCCCCUCUCUGGUCUGCCCUUCAGCCUCGGCUUCUCUUUCACCAACCAUCUUCCCAAGCUUAGUGACAGCAGCCACCCAUCCUACCUGGAUCGAGAAGAGACCCUUCUCCCAAGCACCUCGGCGCACCCUGGCCUCUGCCGCACCUAUCAGUGGGGCUGUGGCCAAGAGAGACUGCGGAAGUUUGGUCCCCUUCUGUGUUUGCACAUGACAUCCUGCAUUGGAUCCGCUUUUGUAUUUUUUAACCGUCCCCUCGGGGGCCCUGGAACAGUGACCAGAUCUUGGAGCCUGGGUGGGGAGAGGGUGGAUGGUCCAGCCGGGCACCUUGACCCUGAGUGGACAGUCUCAGCUCCAGCUCACUUGUGGCUGUGACACACGCUGCCCCUUGCUCCCCUUGGUCAGCUCCCUCCAGCAUGGGAUGAACUGAAGCCCAGCGUAUUAGGGAAGGAGGAAGGAAAGCGACGCCUCCCCUUCCUCCUUUCUCUCCCCAUCAGCUCAUGGGAAGAAUCUGUCCUUCUUAUCUUUAAGCCCUUUUGCCCUGGUCCUGUACUGUUCAGUGAAGGAAACUGUGGUUACUGAGGCCCUGUCGAAAAGUGCACGUCUUGUCCAAUAAAUCACGCUGCAAUUGGUGUCCA